This is a messenger RNA of Dinoponera quadriceps, 2366 nucleotides long. Its product is annotated as sodium-coupled monocarboxylate transporter 1-like. Gene Ontology annotation, molecular function: symporter activity. Gene Ontology annotation, biological process: transmembrane transport; sodium ion transport. The record is from RefSeq and is a predicted model, not a curated record. The transcript is spliced from 14 exons. The coding region runs from base 391 to 2154 and encodes 587 amino acids. Lineage: Eukaryota; Metazoa; Arthropoda; Insecta; Hymenoptera; Formicidae. Gene Ontology annotation, cellular component: membrane.
UAUCGCUCUUUCACCGUCAUAGACGUUUCAAGCGCACAGGAGUGAUACAUCCGUAAUCUCGCCGUGACAUCGCGCAAUCUCGAAAUUUCGCAUUUCACGCGCGAAAGAUAGAAGGAAUCACGAUCGCGCCUCGACCUUACAGAAACAUCAGACUUGUUAUUUCACCAGACGUGCCUUCCAAUCAGAUUUUUCGUCGUCGUGUGAUUUCAGCAAAAAAAGAACAGAGAAAUUGACGAAAGCACGGUUGUGUUGGUGACAUGCGAUUUCUCUUCGAUCUCACAGAGUUCGAAUGAAUUCUCCUAAAAGUGCAAUUAUGUUCGUGUUUGUGUUCGAGUAGUGCUCGAGUUUUCGUAUUAUACCGGAUAAGGGAAAACAAACGAGGAACACACGAUGGACACGGAAAAUCGACGAACAUUCGAUCUGAUUGACUCGGUCGUGUUCGUCGGAUUGUUGGGUAUAUCCGCACUCGUAGGCGUCUAUCAGUGUUACGCAUCUAGGAAGAAGGCGGACGCGGUAGGAGAAUACCUUGUGGGUGGACAAAAGAUGUCCAUAUUUCCGAUAAGCAUGUCACUAAUAGCAAGUUACGUGUCGGGCAUAGCGAUGCUGGGAUUGCCGGCCGAAAUGUAUGUGUACGGCACGCAAUUGUGGUGUAUCGUGAUCGCGGACACUUUUGUUUCCGUGACGAUGGUAAUCGUUUAUUUGCCAGUUUUCUACGGACUUCGAAUUACAUCGUCCUACGAGUACUUGGAGCUGAGAUUUAAUCGAGUGGUCAGACUCAUGGGAUCAGUUAUUUUCAUCAUUAAGAUGUUACUUUACAUACCACUGGUGAUAUAUGUACCGGCACUAGCUUUCAAUCAGGCUACCGGGAUAGACCUCUACACGAUCGCCCUACUGGUAUGCGCCGUAUGCAUUUUCUACACGACGCUGGGUGGCUUGAAGGCGGUCGUAUGGACGGAUACUAUUCAAACGGUGAUGAUGUUCGGUGCCGUUAUCGUCGUUGUUGUACUCGGCACCAACAGAGUUGGUGGCGUGGCGGAGGUGUGGAAGAGGAAUUUCGAUACUGGGAGAAUUGAAUUUUUCAACAUGGAUCCAGAUCCUACGGUGAGACACACUUUUUGGACUGUGGUGUUCGGCAGCUAUUUAAAUUGGUUAGCCACGUGCUCAGUGAAUCAAGCGAUGGUGCAGCGCUGCCUGGCGAUGCCGAAUCUGAAGAAGUCCAAUGUGGCGAUUAUGAUAAUGGCCGUAGGUAUAAUCAGCAUCGUCUCGUUGUGUUGCUACACAGGAAUCGUUAUUUUCGCGGCCUUCUACGAAUGCGAUCCGGUCACGACGAAGCAAAUACGGAAGCCCGAUCAAUUGUUGCCGUAUUUUGUGAUGGAACUGUCGCACGCGAUACCAGGUUUGCCUGGAUUGUUCGUUUCUGGUGUUUUUAGUGCUGCGUUAAGCACAAUGUCGACGGGAUUAAAUUCCAUGUCGGGUGUGAUCUAUGAAGACAUGAUCAAGCCGUGUUUCCGUAAUCCGAUCUCCAACGUUGGCGCGAGCCGCAUAAUGAAAGCCACAGUUGUGAUAAUAGGAGCCAUUUGCGUAGGUCUGGUCUUUAUGGUGGAGAAACUGAGCGGUCUGAUUCAAGCCGGAAGAAGUUUGUCGGGUAUAACUGCAGGACCAUUACUCGGGAUGUUCACGUUGGGCAUGUUCUUUCCGAUGGCAAAUUCUACGGGAGCACUCGUCGGUGCGCUAGUCAGUCUCAACUUAGUUGCUUGGAUCUCUUUCGGUACACAAGCUGCGAUCUCCAAUGGAUCGAUUUUUUUCCCCGUGAAGCCGGUAUCGGUGGAAGGUUGUUCCGAGUUGCUGAGGAGCACCGCUGGAAAUUUCACAUUGAUCAUCGAGAACGCCGUUAGGGAACAGCCUUUUUUUCUGUACAGAAUGUCGUAUCUCUGGUACACGUGGGUGGGUUUCCUAACUACAAUUCUGGUGGGCCUAGUGGUAUCGUGGUUUACGGGUCCACAUAAGUACAGUUACGCAGACAAGAGAUUAUUUACACCAGUUAUACAUGGUCUCUUGCGUUCGCGAGUUUCUCCGAAAGCGAACGAGGCUGAACUCACGAAAAUAACGAACGAUACGAGCGACACGACGGCGCAGAUUUCUUCAAAAUGCUAGCGAUCGUUCUGUUCCAUCACCGAUCCAGCUAGAUGAGAUUUGCACUCGCGGGGAUUAAAUCUAUAUUCGUCCGAGUUUGCUUUUUAAUUUCGGUAUCUUGUAAAAUUAUACGUUGCGGAGUAAUUGACACAUCGUUUGUAAUAUUUUUUAAUUCUUCAAUCGUCCAUCGUGCAUAAUCAUCAGUUAUUACAAUACAUACAAAUCGAAACUAC